This is a messenger RNA of Meloidogyne enterolobii, 480 nucleotides long. NCBI's taxonomy places the organism in Eukaryota, Metazoa, Nematoda, Chromadorea, Rhabditida, Meloidogynidae. The record is from the annotation of a GenBank genome assembly.
AUGAAUAUAGCUGUAGAUCAAUGUUUGUCAGUUGCUGCACACCAUUUUGACUCAAAAUUACAAAAACAACUUUUAAAGGCAGCUUCAAUAGGAAUGCGUAGAUGUCAAAGACCUUAUGAUGCUGAUAAAUUUGUUCGUAUUUGUCGUCUUCUUCGUGUUUUAAAUGCUCUUCGACUUAUGGGAAUUCCUUUAACAUUUACUCAAUUAGAAGAACUUUCUCCAGCUUCAAUUGUUGAUCGUUUAGUUGUUUUGGGUCAUUGGCCUAUGGCUGUAAAGCUUUGCGAAUUUUUGGAAAUUAAUUCAAAAGAAGGUGUUUACAAAGUUAUUGCACAUUGGUGUUUGGCUAUGAUGACUACUUUUAAAGAACAAAAUAGGUUUGUACAGGGUGACAUAAAAGAAACUGCACACUUUGUUUUUGGCAUAACUUUAUUCAAAUCAAAGAUAUUGGGCUCAGAUAAAGUUUAUAUGAUAGAGAAAUAA